ACGCCGGAUGAGCGGGGUUAGGGAUCCAACUGGCAACCUCAUGGUUCUUAGACGGAUUCCUUUCCACCGCGCCACCAGGGGAGCUCCCCUCACCCUGUUCUAAUGCAUGACUCCUCCCUCUGGUUUCAGCUCAGAGGAUAAUUCUACCAUAUUAGGAGAAGCCGUCCCGUCCUGCCUCACCUGGACCCCACGAUGCCCGCCCCGCAGUGCGCCUCCUGCCACAAGGCGCGCGCGGCCCUCCGCCGUCCCCGCUCCGGCCAGGCACUGUGCGGCCCCUGCUUCUGCGCCGCCUUUGAGACCGAGGUGCUACACACGGUGGUCGCGGGCCGCCUGCUGCCGCCCGGCGCCGUGGUGGUCGUGGGCGCCUCGGGCGGCAAGGACUCCACCGUGCUGGCGCACGUGCUGCGCGAGCUGGCCCCGCGCCUGGGCAUCUCCCUGCGCCUCGUGGCCGUGGACGAAGGCAUCGGCGGCUACCGGGACGCGGCGCUGGCGGCCGUGCGGCGGCAGGCGGCGCGCUGGGAGCUCCCGCUCACCGUCGUGGCCUACGCAGAUCUCUUCGGGGGCUGGACGAUGGACGCCGUGGCCCGCAGCACAGCCGGCUCCGGCCGCAGCCGCGCCUGCUGCACCUUCUGCGGGGUCCUGAGGCGCCGGGCUCUGGAGGAAGGGGCGCGCCUCGUGGGAGCCACGCACAUCGUGACGGGACACAACGCCGACAACAUGGCCGAGACGGUGCUCAUGAACUUCCUGCGGGGCGACGCGGGCCGCCUGGCGCGGGGCGGGGGCCUGGGCUCGCCGGGCGAGGGGGGCGCCCUGCCGCGCUGCCGCCCGCUGCAGCUGGCCUCGCAGAAGGAGGUGCUGCUGUACGCGCACUUCCGCCGCCUCGACUACUCCGAGGAGUGCGUGUACGCGCCCGAGGCCUUCCGCGGCCACGCGCGCGACCUGCUCAAGUAGCUGGAGGCGGCGCGGCCGUCGGCGGUGCUGGACCUCGUGCACUCGGCCGAGCGCCUGGCGCUGGCCCCGGCCGCGCGGCCCCCGCCCCCCGGCGCCUGCAGCCGCUGCGGGGCGCUGGCCAGCCGCGCGCUCUGCCAGGCCUGCGCCCUCCUGGACGGCCUGAACCGCGGCCGGCCCCGCCUGGCCAUCGGCAAGGGCCGCCGGGGGCUGGACGAGGAGGGCCCGCCGGGGGCGCCGCCGCGGGAGCCGUCCGGGCGCCCGGCCUCCGAGCGCGCCCCCGCCUUCUAGAGACGCCCGCCCGCCCGAUCUGCACUGCGAUCCGAGGGACGUGGCGAUCCGACGCCGUGGCGAUGACACUGUGAAGAAACCCGAGUCACCCUCCGCCGGGCUGCGCGUGAGCUUGGGAGGGGGCCGGGAUGCUGUUACCUGGGACACUGAGGAAGCUGGGGCUCCGGGUGCCUGGGGCUGGGGAGGAGGGACGGGGGCCUGGGGUUGCCCCUGGGUCUCAGACAGGAGAGGACUCAACGACUUUCGACUCCGGAGCGAGUGGAAAUGAGGGGGCCGCUUGCCGGCACCUCUGCGGGGUUCUGGGCCUGCUCAGGCAGUCCUAGCCCUUCUUGAACGCCUACUGUGUGCCCGAUGGUCCAUAUUUGCCUACAGUGGGAUAAGCAAGCCCACGUGACUUCAUGUCAAUUACAGUAACCAUGACAAUUC
Phacochoerus africanus (Common warthog) is the source of this 1665-nucleotide messenger RNA. RefSeq names its product cytoplasmic tRNA 2-thiolation protein 1. Gene Ontology annotation, molecular function: tRNA binding. The record is from RefSeq and is a predicted model, not a curated record. The transcript is spliced from 3 exons. The coding region runs from base 193 to 951 and encodes 252 amino acids. Gene Ontology annotation, cellular component: mitochondrion; cytosolic tRNA wobble base thiouridylase complex. Lineage: Eukaryota; Metazoa; Chordata; Mammalia; Artiodactyla; Suidae. Gene Ontology annotation, biological process: tRNA wobble position uridine thiolation.